AUGAGAAAUGCGCCCUACAAAGUUGAUCGUGCAUCCAAUGCCCAAGAUACCGAGUUCCUGCGCGAAUUGAUUGCAGCAAAGGUCCAAUUGUUCGCCGGAGAAGAACUGUCAUGGCAGACACCUGACCUUCCGAAGAUGGCAAAUGCCGGCAUCAUUGAUAGAUGUGUGUCUGCGUGGUCUGCUGGGACGAAUUUUGUACGAAAGGGACUCGGGGAUGACAAGCGGCUGCAAAUAGACGAUUUGCCUGAUGAUAUCCAGUAUGGGCUAUGUGCUUGA
This is a messenger RNA of Penicillium verhagenii, 276 nucleotides long. RefSeq lists its product as uncharacterized. The transcript has a single exon. The record is from RefSeq and is a predicted model, not a curated record. Bases 1 to 276 code for a protein of 91 amino acids. Lineage: Eukaryota; Fungi; Ascomycota; Eurotiomycetes; Eurotiales; Aspergillaceae.